GGAUUACAUUCCUCGAAAGGGGAGGAUGUGUGAGUGUCCGUGUGUGGUUGCACGGCACUUUGAUGAAAUCACACGCGCUUCCAGAAGAGUAAUAGAUACGGAAGAGGUUUGAGGAAGCAGUUUACUACAGACAGCGCGAAGGAGCAUUAAUCUUACAGUGCUCCGUUUACCGAGGACCAAAAUGGAUGUUUUUAUGAAAGGAUUUUCCAAAGCAAAGGAAGGGGUGGCUGCGGCAGCUGAGAAAACCAAGCAGGGAGUAGCAGACGCGGCAGAGAAAACUAAAGAAGGGGUGCUUUAUGUUGGGUCCAAAACCAAAGAAGGCGUUUCAAGCGUCGUUUCAGCGGCUGAGAAGACGAAGGAGCAGGCCUCUUUAGUGGGUGGAGCUGUUAUCACAGGAGUCUCAGCUGUGGCUCAGAAGACCGUGGAUGGAGCUGGAAACAUUGCAGCAGCCACUGGUCUGGUGAAAAAGGAUGAUUUCCCAUCUGAAAUAAAGCCUGCAGAGCUCGGGCAAGAAGCUGUGGAAGAAAUUUUAGAGGGAAAUACAAUGGAACCAGAAGGUGAAAUUGAACCUGAAGCAUAUGAAGAGGCCCAGCAGGGGGUGUAUGAAGAAUAUGAAGCAGAGGCAUGAAGCACAAUAUGACCAUGAAUAUUAAAAGAAAACUCUAAUUGUCUUCUAUUGAUCCAAUGAUUCCUUAACUUUUUUGUUAUUUUCUUAUGCAGUGUAAAAUAAUCCUUUGUUAGUCAUACUGUUGUUAUAAAAUGUUACCUGCCGUGGCUCAUUUCAUUUUAUUCCUCCUACUGAAAUGAGACCUUGACUUUGUAGAGAUCCCAUUGUUUGUGAACUGUUUCUACAUAUGAUAUCAUGUGUUUAAGAAUGACAAAUAUUAAUAUUAACUUCAAGUUUGAACUUCAAAUUAAAUGGCUAUCUAGCUGUACAUUGCUUGUUUGUGACCAAGUAUUUCAUAUUGACUAAUUUUUAUACAUUGUUGAAUGUUGUUUUAUUGUAACCUCCAAAUAGGAACUAAAUAGAAUCUUUAUUAUAUUGAAUUGUGGAAUAAAAGUGUCCAGGUGAGUCGCAAGGCAAGCAAAUAUAAGAGGAUAUGUUUUUGUGUUGAUAAGAUUGCCCACCUGUAAAUAAAGUGAUGGAAUUACA
Molecule: messenger RNA, 1153 nt
Organism: Leucoraja erinaceus (little skate)
Lineage: Eukaryota; Metazoa; Chordata; Chondrichthyes; Rajiformes; Rajidae
Gene: sncb
Product: synuclein, beta
Exons: 6
Coding region: 182-628 (148 amino acids)
Biological process (GO): synapse organization; synaptic vesicle endocytosis; chemical synaptic transmission
Cellular component (GO): cytoplasm; axon terminus; neuronal cell body
Molecular function (GO): cuprous ion binding
Source: RefSeq, a predicted model, not a curated record